AUGGAUAAUAAAGAACUCACUUAUCCCGAACUUGUUAAUAAAGAAGAUUUCAUACACAAGCUUAGACUCGGCGAAGAUCAGAUAUAUGGCCUUGAUCUCAAUGACAUCAACUUACUUAGCUUUUUAUGCGAUAAUGCAUUUAGCAAUGAAGCAUCUCCCUUAUCCAAGAGAUGUAUAGAUGCUUUGAACGUGUUUCAAAGUCCAGUCUCCAAAUUUUUAUUGAAAGAAUCUUCCCUCUUUGAGACGUACUUCUCUUCUUUCUCACAAUCAACACCUUAUCGCAUGUGGGCUCUUUCAAAUGUUCUUGGACACUUUUUGGCUUCAUUCGCAGAUGAUGUUUACCAGCUUUUGAAUAACUCAGAUAUAAUCUUACCAACAUUGUUACAUCACCUCCAGAAAGACUUUGUCCAGGAUUUCUUUUAUCGCCUCCUCGAAGUUAACCCAAAUUUGACAACAAAACUUUUCUCAUCCAUUUUAAGGGCCACAUGCGGUAAAGCAAUUACAGAUGAACAUAUGGAUCUUAUCAUUAAGAAAUCUUCCAUUGAUGAAAGGAAUUCUUCUCUCAUACCGAUCUGUCUCAACUUUUUACAUCCAAACUACGUUUCCGCUGAUCUCUCAAGUGUAUUCGAGGUUUUGAUUGAUAAUUAUCCAAUCAAUGUUCUUAAACUUUCCACGAAAAUCGCAAGAAAUGAUAAGAUCACAAAGUUCUGUAUUAAUAUCUGCUGCGAAGACACUCCCUUUACACAAGAAAAGGUUUUGGCGCUUUUGUAUCUCACAACUUUUCCAACAAUAAAUUGUACAAAAAUUAUUAAGAACUUGAAGAACCAUUUCUUCAAUGAGAAGACUAAUUCCAUGCUCCACUGCGCAGUCGUCAAGUUUAUUAAGUCAUCACUUGAUAUCAGCGAGCUGAAGAAGUCAAUUAUCCAAAAUUUCGAAAAUGAGAUCCAGAAAGUCUGCAACAAUGAUAAUAAUGACAACAUCCUCAUCCGUGGUCAUUGUUUCUCUAUUUCUCAGGAGCUUAAUAAAUACAUUUCUUCUUCUCAGUGGUAUUCGUUCGCAAUGGAUCGCCUCUACUACUGGAAUGAGAAAACAUCAACAACGAAGAGUAAGAAAACCGUCUCAACAUUUUCAAUUGAAGAGACAGAUUCACAGCCACACUUAAACGCUAAUGUUAACGACUUCCAUCCUAAGUUUGAUUUCAUCUCCGGCAUCAAUAUCAACGAUUUCAUGAGUCAGGAUGAUGAUCUAUUGUUUAAUUACAACUCAAAAAUUUAA
Trichomonas vaginalis G3 is the source of this 1275-nucleotide messenger RNA. RefSeq lists its product as uncharacterized. The transcript has a single exon. The record is from RefSeq and is a predicted model, not a curated record. The coding region runs from base 1 to 1275 and encodes 424 amino acids. Lineage: Eukaryota; Parabasalia; Trichomonadida; Trichomonadidae.